Molecule: messenger RNA, 1315 nt
Organism: Argiope bruennichi
Lineage: Eukaryota; Metazoa; Arthropoda; Arachnida; Araneae; Araneidae
Product: hydroxylysine kinase-like
Exons: 8
Coding region: 152-1279 (375 amino acids)
Molecular function (GO): amino acid kinase activity
Source: RefSeq, a predicted model, not a curated record
CACAUCGAUCGAAUCUGUGUGAACCUUGAAGUUGAGAGAUAGCAUAUCCCUCUUUAAAAGCUAUGGCUUCCUGUUUCAAAGAGUCAUCGGCAGCUGAAAUUUCAUUGGAAUAGUCUGAUUUAGUACUUUGUUAUCUGAAUCCUUCAGAAAAAUGGACCAAGGGAUACUUCUCAAACCUAACGUUUCUGAGCAGUUUGCUAUCGAUUUAGCUCUCCGUUUAUAUGGAUUGAAAGUAACAGAAAUCAAAAGAAUGGUCAGCUUUGAUGAUCAAAAUUUUCACAUUAAGGUAGCAAAGGAAUAUCAGAAUCCUUAUAUAUCACAACUGUGUGAAGAUGGAUACACCCUUAAGAUUACUAAUACAAUGAAAAGUUCUUUACAAGGUCAUUUUGAUUCCAUGCACGCAGCGAUGUUGCACAUGAGUCAGAAAAAUGUGCGCACUCCCGUACCUGUACGCAAUUUAGACGGCAACACAUGGAGACUGGAAAAAGUCCCUCUACUGAAUGAAGAUGUGAAUAUUCCCGGACCCAAACUGUGCGGCGUACAUUUGCUUACAUUUAUUACUGGCGUGCCUAUAUCAACUCUGGAAUAUACGGCUGAUCUUUUGUACCAGUGGGGACAGCUACUGGCUACAUUUCAUAACGCAGUAACGGAUUUCGAUUACCCCUCGUUACAUAAUAAAGAAAUUUUCUGGAAUUUGGAACACAUUCCCGUAAUUAAGAAAUACAUGGAGGGUAUGGAGGAGCAUCGCCAGAAGUUAGUUUUGAGUGUUUUGGACAAAUAUCCUACUGAAAUUGAAGACAAUUUAGACAAACUUCCAAAAGGGUUUAUUCAUGGAGAUAUGAAUGAAAAUAACGUCAUUGUGCAAGUUAGUGCCAGCGGAGAUGGGAAAAAGUUUUCUGUUGAUGGCGUACUGGAUUAUGAAGAUAUACAUUACGGGACAUAUGCAUGGGAUUUAGGCUUAAUGCUGGCUUACACAAUGCUGGACUGCAAGUCAAUUGAUCCAUUAGAUGGUGCAGGGCAUACAUUGGCUGGAUAUUUGAGUCUCAGAUCUUUAUCUUCUUUGGAACUGUCGAUAUUAAAAAUGUGCAUUCAGUGCCGACUUUGCCAAUCUUUGGUGUUAUGUGCUCAUAGUUAUCGAAAAGAUCCGAGCAAUUCCUAUCUUUUAACAUCAUCUAAGAACGGAUGGAACAGACUAGAACAAAUAUGCAGUAUCAGUAAUGAAGACCUUUUACUGAAGUGGAAGAAAAUUCUAGACAAUUACAAUUCUAAUAACUUGUAAAUAUUAUAAGUUUCAAUAAAUUUUUUAUACGUUUUA